Molecule: messenger RNA, 2227 nt
Organism: Marchantia polymorpha subsp. ruderalis
Lineage: Eukaryota; Viridiplantae; Streptophyta; Marchantiopsida; Marchantiales; Marchantiaceae
Source: the annotation of a GenBank genome assembly
GCACCCUUUCACAGACUUUUAACAGCGAGCGAGCUCAUACAUCAAGAAAGGCUCAGAUGAUCGAUGACAUCUUUGCCCUUAUUCGACUCACUAGUAGCUUAUAAUAGACCUGGGCUAGGAUGCUCUUCUCUAGCCUAGCGUAGCCACAGCUCUCCUCGUCCGGUGCUCAUGUUCGUCCGAAUCUACGAAUUAUCUCUGACCAUAAUCAUUAAUGUAGAUAAGCUUGACUAGUAGUACUCGCCUUCUUCUACUGCUACUACUACUCCUUCAGGCGAGUGUGCUCUUUUAUCGUGUCUUGCUGGACUUGUGGAGAUACUCCAGUUGAUCCUUCCCAUAAUCUACGUAGCUGUCAGCUCGGCUGCGAAUCCCUGUCACACGCAGCAGUCAUUCAUUCAUUCAUUCAUUCAUUCAUCCCCAGGUGAGCCCGAGUCCAACGCAGCCGGGUCCCAGUGCGCAAGGACCUUGCGCUCGAGCUCGAGCUAGCUCCAUCAUAACGUCGUUGGGGAAAACUUUGUCCGACUCAUUGUCUUCCGAACUACAGGUUCUCGGUUCAUGUUCAGAAUUCAAAGUGGCUGGCUGCAGCUGGAUGUAGCUAGCUAGCUAUCUAAUUAUCCAUCUAUCCAUUUAUCUGCAUCCAUCGGCGUCCAAAACAUCUGCAUACACCAUAGGACAUACACUCCUGAAGAUGGGAGUCAGUUGCAGGCCUAGGCAUGCGAAAUCUCCCAGGCUGUUGCUGCAGGGGGGAGUGGUGUUGCAAGUCUUCGUCUUCGGAUUGCUCUUCCACCAUGUAGCUCAUCACUCCGCAGCUGAAGCUGCACGGGAAUUCGCAACAGCAGCUGCUGACGCACAGAAGACAUUUAGAGCCAGAUCCAAGUCAUCAGAAAAUGUUGCCGACCAGAUGGAUUCCACAGAUGGGAAGGACGGAGGGCUAAAUUUCACACUCUCGGACGGUGAUCAGGUUUCCUGCGUUCCUAUCAAAAGGCAGCCGUCUCUGACCAAGCGCAUGACUGCUGGGCGAACUGUUCCAUUACAGCUCAGCCCCUCAUCAUCAGUGAAGCGACGGCACUCGACAGCUUCCAGCAGAGGUGCCAAGAUUGCCAAUCAGACAUUCCAAGUAGAAGUCGGGUCGUGUCCCGAUGGCACAAUUCCGGUUCGGAGAUCAAGGGACAUUUACAACCUGACCGAUUUCUUCUUCGAGACGCAGUUCGAGAGGCACUUUUCCGAUCAGGACAACGCAUCGACUCGGAGAAACUCGAACCCAAGAAUACGCAAGCACGCACCUCCGAGCUUUACUCGACCUUCUGAUGGCAACUACACUGAAUCUAAUGACUCGGACUCAACUCCUCAUGAGCAUGCCUUCGUGAUCGUCAACGGCACCGAGACCAUCAAGGGCAUGGAGGUGGUUCUGAACAUAUGGGAGCCCUACGUGGAGAACGAGGACGAAUUCAGUUUGGCUCAAUUUUGGCUGAUCAGUGGUUCGUACAAGGGCCAAAAUGCCCCGGUGGGCAAAUACAGCUCCAUUCUCAACACCAUAGAGGCCGGAUGGCAGGUAUUUGAAGGCCUGUAUGGCGAUAAUCGGUCCCGGCUGUUUCUCUUCUGGACAGCCGAUGCUUACAACGAUACCGGAUGCUACAACUUGUACUGUGAUGGCUUCGUCCAAGUGAGCAACAAAGUGCUGGUGGGCGGCUCCUUCACUCCCAUGUCUCAACUGAACUCCACUCAGUACGAGAUCGACCUUCUUGUCUUCAGGGACAAGUCGAGCGGCAACUGGUGGUUGCUGCUGAACGACGAGCCGGUGGGCUACUGGCCGUCGGAGCUGUUCACGAGCCAGCUGCGCGACUCGGCGACGUACAUGGAGUUCGGCGGAGAGAUUACGGACGACGAGAGCACGGGCGGGCAUCGUCACACGCGAACGCAGAUGGGCAGCGGCUUCGAGCCUCAGGCGGGCCAUAAGCUCGCAGCGUACCAGCGCAACAUUCAAUACGUCGACGAGCACCUGCGACUGCACGAUGCGCGCAUCCGAUUAGGCCCCGCCGAGGCCCCCUCCUGCUACAGCGCCCUCAUCAGCCACGAGAUUCCGGACUGGGGUGCCAAUUUCUUCUACGGCGGCCGAGGCUCCUCGCCCAGGUGCUCCCGCCAUGCCUAGCCCGAUUCUUCGACUUCCACUCCCUCCCAUGCCCGAUGUCAGAUCCGACCCCACGACCCGCACGAACCCGAAAGUGCCCGA